Molecule: messenger RNA, 888 nt
Organism: Limulus polyphemus (Atlantic horseshoe crab)
Lineage: Eukaryota; Metazoa; Arthropoda; Merostomata; Xiphosura; Limulidae
Exons: 6
Coding region: 31-696 (221 amino acids)
Source: RefSeq, a predicted model, not a curated record
AAAAAUAUUAAUUCUUCUUGUAGUGUUGCAAUGGCUAGUCUUGGGUUACCAUUUCAUGAUAAGGAAAACACAUCUACUUCAAACUUUGGCUUUGUGAAAAAUGAAAGACUAAAGACAUCCAAGUUAGUGAAUCCUUCCCGAAGUGUUAAAAAGGUUCAUCAAUCUGUGACUAAUAGUCUUCCCCGAAGAGCUUUAGGUAAUGUGAGCAAUAUCACUCCAUCUGUGAAGGAUGACUAUCACUAUGGGCAAAUGAAAGGUAGUGAUAUUCAGAUCAAGAAACCAACAACUGUGUUAUCAGGCUCUGGUAAGAAAAUGCGGAAGGUACCAAAGCCAACAAGUGGGAAAUUACAGGGUGAUAUAAUAUCACCUGCUGUGCUGUCCACACCACAUUCAGUGCAAAAUGAAGACUACCCAGAAAUAGAAUAUAUGCCAGUAUAUCCAGAACCUGAAGAUAAUUAUGAAGAUAUCCUCCCACUAAAUGAACGGCUUACAGUGAAAGACAUACAAUGGUUGAAAGAUUGGAAACCUAAAUGUGUAUCUCUAGCUCGAUCUCCAUCUCCUAGGCCUAUGCCUCUCCCAGUGGAACCUAUAGCACAGUGGCUUACUAUAGUACCUGAUGUUAGAUUGGAAUUAUCAGAUGAUCGAAUUGAGACAUGCAGCAUUUUGCCUAUUCCGUUUCCUGGCAAUGACAUUUAAUAAACUUUUCUUUGUAAUUUCUAAAAUCACUUCAUUGUAUUUAAUGGUGUACUUCUUUUGUAUAACAUUUUUAAUACUUCUGACUAGUUUUAAGUUAAAACAUAAAUUCAUGCUGAACAGUGAUCUAUGUAUAAAUUUUGUAAUGUGAAAUGCUCCUUUUAUUCUAUUAGAACUAAAUUCAUUUUAGUUAUA